CCAAUGCCAUCUGGCAGUGUCAGCAGCAAAACACCAAUGAUCCUUUUAACUGUCUGUAAGGAUAGCAUAUUGAAGACAACUGUAAGGGCUGCUUUCUUCUCAUUGACCACCAAUGUAAGUGCCUUUCUUCCCACUGGCCUCCAAUGUAAGGAGCAUUUUUCCCACUGACGACCCAUGUAAAGGGCAUUCUUCCCACUGAUUUCCAAUGUAAGGGGCAUUCUUCCAACUGGCCUCCAAUUUAAGGGGCAUUCUUCCAAUUGGCCUCCAAUGUAAGGGGCAUUUUUCCCACUGACAACCCAAUGUAAGGGACAUUCUUCCCACUGACCACCAAUGUAAGGGACAUUCUUCCCACUGAUCACCAAUGUAUGGAACAUUCUUCCCACUGAUCACCAAUGUAAGGGACAUUC
This is a messenger RNA of Staurois parvus, 407 nucleotides long. Lineage: Eukaryota; Metazoa; Chordata; Amphibia; Anura; Ranidae. The record is from the annotation of a GenBank genome assembly.